Molecule: messenger RNA, 342 nt
Organism: Anopheles bellator
Lineage: Eukaryota; Metazoa; Arthropoda; Insecta; Diptera; Culicidae
Exons: 3
Coding region: 1-342 (113 amino acids)
Source: RefSeq, a predicted model, not a curated record
AUGGCCGUCCUGGCGAUCCCGGUUAAGGGCUUACUGCCGCUUGGCGACCCCAGAAGGAAGUGGUUUGGUGUAAGUGCUGGGGCCGAAUCGUCGUCCAGGGGUACAUGCGUUAGUGGUCGGCUGUUUAUGAUGUUUUCGAUCUCCUUAGUGCCUCGAUCGCUGUAUAUGUGGGUCGGAGUUCCUCGUCGUGCGAUCAUGUUUCUCAGUGCCAUGAUGCAGGAGCUGCUCGUGAGGGAAUGCGCCACCUCAAUGUGCACCGCUCGCACGGUCAGGCAUGUCGCCAGCAUUCCCCAUCUUUUCUCGACCCUUCUGCCUACGGCCACUUCGAUCGGCCCGAAAUAG